Molecule: messenger RNA, 1749 nt
Organism: Beta vulgaris subsp. vulgaris (sugar beet)
Lineage: Eukaryota; Viridiplantae; Streptophyta; Magnoliopsida; Caryophyllales; Amaranthaceae
Product: golgin candidate 2-like
Source: RefSeq, a predicted model, not a curated record
AAAGAGUUUAAGCGCUUUAUUUUCACUAACUUUCUAGAACUCCUUUCUUUCCCUCAUCAUCCACUCUCAGCUCAUCCGGUUCCCCUCUCUCUCCUCUCUAUUCCUCGUCUCUCUCAAUCUCUAUCUCAACUCACCUCCUUUUUUCUCUCUCAUCUCCAAGCAGCGACGAACGUCGUUCCUCCUAUUGACCAACAAGCGGCUGAAUCACUCCGUAAGGGUGAGAGCAAGCAAUCUGAUGAAGUAGAUGUGAUUUCCUUACAAAAAAGUAGUGGUACUGUUCCUUUGCGGGACAAUUUUGGAAAAUUAAGCAGUAGUCCUGCUAAUUACAGUGAAAAUAAAUCAAGUAGUGAUGAUAUUAGUAAAGUUAGCAAGCAAGAAGUAGGGAAGGAUGUUACCAAAAAACCCAACUUAAAUCUAAAGUCUAUUGUUAAAGAUAGUGAUUGGACUGAGCUCCUUAAUACUCCCAAAAAGCCGACUGUUACGAAGACGAACCGCCGCAGUGGAGUACAGAAAGAUGGGGGAGAGGUUGUAAAAGGGGGGUUGAAUGUUAAGGGUAAUGGUAAAGUUAUGGGAAAUACAGUGAGGAAAGCAUGUUACGGGGAUGCUGAGAAAACAAAUAGAGGUGGUGAUUUGAGUACGGGAUCUAACAGGAAGAUUGUUGAGGAAUUGCAGUCCAGCUCAAAAUUGGAAAAUGUGGAAGGUAAAAAGAAGGUAGAACAUGAAAGAGGUUUGAUGGGGGAUGAGGAUGGGUGUUUAGAAGAUGACAAGUCUACAAUGAAGGUUGAUUCAACAUCUUUGGGGUAUAGCGAGUCUGUGUCUGCUCCGGUGUCUGAUGAAGGGAUAAAAACUGUUUGUGAUGAUGAAAAAACUGAGAGUGGUACUUUGAGAACGAGAAGUCAUGAUGAAGAUAUUGCUGCGAUUCUCGCUGGGGAUGCUACCACAGUCUCCUCGCGAUCAAAGGAAAUCUGAAACUUCAAGUAUAUCUUUGUGGCUUAAUUUGGGGCUGUUUGGUGGAGCUGGUGUGGCCGGGCUGCCGUGGUGGUGCGGACAUGGGAGCUUGAUUGUCGGUGAGUGGCGGCUGUGAAUUGCUGCUGUUGUCGAGUGAAGAAGAUGAAAUGGAGUGGUCGGCUAGUCAUGAGUUCGAGACCCAGCAACAAUAAUGUCAUUUUUUUUUUCUUUGUUCUAUUGAAUGUAAAGUGUGGGAAGGUCAAGGGUUCGAAACCCAGUAGCCACACUGCAACCUUUGAUUUUGAUUUUGAUUUUGUUUUCUUUAUUAUUUCUUGUGGCAUGAAGUCAUGGGUUCAAGCCCACUUGACCAAAAUUUGUGUUUCCUUUUGAUGCAAAUAAAUCCAAUGCUCACCUAAACACCAACAAAAACCACAAUUAGUAUUAUUUAUGUAACAAGAUGACUAAAAUAAUACCAAAAUGAUUAUAAAUGAAAAUCUUCUAAGGCCGUGUGUUUUUGUAUGGAAAUUAAUUUGUUGAUGGAGUUUUGCGCGGGAUCACAACAAAUUUUGGUACUUCAAUUGCAUUCAAGAAAAUCGAAUCAAGAUCUACUUCAACACCAUUGCAGCUUGAUAGAAGCCCUCGCGGAAAGUUGUAUGAAGAAGCAGCGAAUUGAAAGAGGAGCGAUUGUACUAGCAGAUAUCUAUUAUAACGAUCUAUGUUUUGUCAAAGUAUAAUUUAAUUCGAUUUAUUUUGAUAUGUAUUUGGAUGUUACUGAUUUCUAUUUUAGAUGUCGUAUGACUU